CGACAAGGCAGGCAAUGGUAUAGUCGGCCCGGAGGAAUUUAACCCUGUGUCCAGAAUCACUGCGUCAGGGGCAUCUUCUUAGAGGGAUUCUUCAGAGCUCUUCAGGACUUCUUCAGAGAAGUGUCAAUGCCCCAAUGAGCUUAUCUAUCCACGAGGCUGACAGUGAAUGCUGGCUCCGUCCGCCAGGCAAAUUAGAGUAGCCGCUUACCGUUUGAACACGUCUAUCAUUGUCCAUGUCGGGGUCGUUGCUGAUCUGUCGGACGUUCCAGGUGAUGACGUUACCAGGACAUCGUGGCAGACGGCUGGGUGUCGGAAUGUCCCUCGCUCCGGACACUACUUUACAUACAGCAUUGAAAUAGGAUUGGCAGUCACUGAGAUCCUAGCUGUAGGAACGGUGGCACCAUGCUAACAGACCAUUAUAAGGACUUACUGAGAUCCAGCAUCAACGGAAUCCGAUUGCGGAAGAUGACAAUCUUCUCGUAAACACUCAGUCCCUGGAAAUAGCAGAUUGACUUGAAAGGUCACAUGAGGAUUGAUCUACGGUUGUCAGUAUUCAAUGUGUACAAAGUUUGGAUUAUUCCCUUCCAUCAACAACGAAAACAAGUGUCCGAGUUUCAUGACUUCCUUCAGUCGCUGGAUAAGGUGAAACAAAAUAGUACUUAUUAACCCGAAAUCAAAGUGAGAUCAAAAUAUAGUCCUAAAACGGAUACUUAAGGUUCAUAAUGUAAAAUAUGAAGCGUUCCGAAGACGUUGUACCACGUGUGAACAGGCAACAUAUUAGUCAUUGUACACUAUAAUAACGGUGGAAGGAAAUAUCGUCUAUACAUGCAUUACCAUUUAGGCUAUAGCAUGUCCUUGUCCUGUACGUGUAAGUCUAGGGAGACACUGUUUCCUUCGUUUUACGUAUUCAAACACUGUCAAGGCGAAGUCAUUGCAUGGUGGGGGAGGGCUGUUGACGAGUAACUGUAAACUUCCUGUAACCACCUCCACAAGUGAAGGCGGACUGGUUUCUCGUUGUGUGCUGGCUGGAGUAUUGAUCGGCCACUACUGCGCUAUAUACUUCCCCAUGCAUCGCUUCAGUGUAUUUUUCUUCUGAAUUGGACGAUGAACUUUUCCAGCCUCGUCUCGUCGGAGGGUCUCACUAGCCGUUUUAGCGACACCGUUUUGUCCGCCCAGACCAACGCUACCCCCCUUGUGGCCGGUGGGGUGGGGCCAGUGAUUCAUGACGUCGCCACGGAGAGCAUUACUGUGGGGAGGAUACUGACUGGAGUCACUCUGUUCUGUAUUAUACUUCUAACGAUCGCUGGAAAUGUGUUGGUGUUUGUGGCUGUGUCGUCUAACAAGAAGUUACGGACCGUCUCCAACUUUUUCAUCGUGUCGUUAAGCUUUGCGGACAUCCUGGUCGCGACGAUGGUGAUGGUGCCUGCUACAAUGAACGAAAUCUUUCAAAAAUGGAUACUUGGGAACGGCUUCUGUUCAAUAUGGGCGUCUUUUGACGUAAUGCUGUGCAGUGCGUCCAUCCUCAACGUGUGUCUGAUAAGUUUGGACAGAUACCUCGCUAUAAUGACACCACUUCGUUAUAACGCUCUCAUGACACAUUCAAGAGCUCUCCUUCUCCUGUCAUCAGCAUGGACAAUCGCCAUAUGCACAUCCUUCGUCCCCAUUCAAAACGGGUGGCACAACCCGGAUCUUCCAUCGUUAGAAAACUUGACAAUCUUUAGCGCUGAACCGCAGUGUAUCUUCAUUGUAAGCCUACCUUACGCCCUGACGGCCUCAACGGUAACCAUACUGCUUCCAAUCAUCAUCGCCUUCGUGUUGUAUUACCGAGUGUCCAAGGAGGCGAAGAGACAAGCAUUUUUUGUGGGAACUCUCAUAGCUCCGAGUCAUGUUCUUCUGGGCAAGGAUGUUUCCAACAAGUCCUUAAGAGAACCUUUCACCAGGAAGGCUACCGUGACCUUGGGGGUGAUAGUGGGAGCGUAUGUCGUCACGUGGGCACCCUUUCUUGUGUGUAACAUCACAGACGCUUUCUGCAGGUGCAUCCCCCCAAAGGUCUUCACGGGAUUUGUGUGGUUGGGGUACUGUAACAGCUUGAUAAACCCUAUUAUUUACCCGUUAUUCAUGCGAGACUUCAGGAAAGUGUACAUCAAGCUCCUCCAGGGAUGUUGUCCACGGUUAUCGUUUCUCAAGAAGGCCUCAAAAGCAACGAUGAGACAUUAAUUCAUAUCGGCCGUAACCAGGGUGAGCACGGAUCUACACUGCUCUGACAUUGAUGUGAAUGUAACUAUGACGAAAGGUCGCGUACACGCUACACUGUUCACAUCAUCGAACAUAUACCAGUAACACUGACGGUCAUGUCAGUAAUAUUGUGAUAACUCAACAGACGAUUGUGCUCAUAUUGGCGACCCUCGUCAAUAAACAAAUCAGAGUGUUCUGAACAUACCUCGGAGGCAUAGUACAUCUGUCCCGUGUCGCACAGGAAGUAUACCAUUUUUUACAUCAUAACAUGUUCAGUGUCACAAUUUGGUGUCUUGUGGUU
This is a messenger RNA of Haliotis rufescens (red abalone), 2536 nucleotides long. Its product is annotated as 5-hydroxytryptamine receptor 6-like. Gene Ontology annotation, biological process: adenylate cyclase-activating adrenergic receptor signaling pathway. Gene Ontology annotation, molecular function: G protein-coupled receptor activity. Gene Ontology annotation, cellular component: membrane. The transcript has 2 exons. Lineage: Eukaryota; Metazoa; Mollusca; Gastropoda; Lepetellida; Haliotidae. The record is from RefSeq and is a predicted model, not a curated record. Bases 1105 to 2217 code for a protein of 370 amino acids.